Molecule: messenger RNA, 2388 nt
Organism: Frieseomelitta varia
Lineage: Eukaryota; Metazoa; Arthropoda; Insecta; Hymenoptera; Apidae
Gene: IntS11
Product: integrator complex subunit 11
Exons: 5
Coding region: 153-1940 (595 amino acids)
Biological process (GO): snRNA processing
Cellular component (GO): nucleus
Source: RefSeq, a predicted model, not a curated record
AAUAGCAGUGAUCGUUAAUUAAUAUUUUUUAAUUGGCCAUUUCUAAUAACAUAUCAAAUAUUAUAAAUAAAAUUAUAUAUCAAUUAACUACUGACAGUAAUAACAAUUGCAAUGAUAUAAAGUUUACAUUGACUAAAAAUUCAAAAAGAAAAAUGCCAGAUAUCAAAGUAACCCCUUUGGGGGCUGGUCAAGAUGUUGGAAGAAGCUGCAUUCUUGUAUCAAUGGGUGGAAAGAACAUUAUGCUGGAUUGUGGCAUGCAUAUGGGUUUCAACGAUGAAAGAAGAUUCCCAGAUUUUUCAUAUAUAAUCCCAGAAGGUCCAGCAACUAAUUACAUUGAUUGUGUGAUUAUUUCACACUUUCAUUUAGAUCAUUGUGGUGCUCUCCCAUAUUUUACAGAAAUGGUAGGUUAUACUGGACCAAUUUAUAUGACACAUCCAACAAAAGCCAUUGCACCAAUCUUACUUGAAGAUAUGAGAAAAGUUGCAGUAGAACGUAAAGGAGAAAGUAACUUUUUUACCUCACAAAUGAUAAAAGACUGUAUGAAAAAAGUUAUUGCUGUUACAUUGCAUCAAUCUGUAAUGGUUGACUCAGAAUUGGAAAUAAAAGCAUAUUAUGCAGGACAUGUACUUGGUGCUGCAAUGUUCUGGAUUAGAGUUGGUUCACAAUCGAUUGUAUAUACAGGAGAUUACAAUAUGACUCCUGAUAGACAUUUAGGUGCUGCAUGGAUAGAUAAAUGUAGACCAGAUUUAUUAAUAUCAGAGUCAACAUAUGCAACAACUAUUAGAGAUUCUAAGAGAUGUAGAGAAAGAGACUUCUUAAAGAAAGUUCAUGAAUGCAUAGAUAGAGGUGGCAAAGUAUUAAUCCCUGUAUUUGCUCUUGGACGUGCACAAGAAUUAUGUAUAUUAUUAGAAACAUAUUGGGAGAGAAUGAAUUUAAAAGUUCCUGUAUAUUUUGCUUUAGGAUUAACUGAAAAAGCUAAUAAUUAUUAUAAAAUGUUUAUUACUUGGACUAAUCAAAAAAUUAAAAAAACUUUUGUACAAAGAAAUAUGUUUGAUUUUAAACAUAUAAAACCAUUUGAUAAAGCAUAUAUUGAUAAUCCUGGAGCUAUGGUAGUAUUUGCUACCCCAGGCAUGUUGCAUGCAGGAUUAUCUUUACAAAUUUUUAAAAAAUGGGCCCCAAACGAAGCAAAUAUGGUUAUUAUGCCCGGGUUUUGCGUUCAGGGUACUGUUGGACAUAAAGUUUUAAAUGGUUCUAGAAGAAUUGAAUUUGAGAACCGACAGAUUGUCGAAGUUAAAAUGGCAGUAGAGUAUAUGUCUUUCUCUGCACAUGCAGAUGCAAAAGGUAUUAUGCAAUUAAUACAGUAUUGCGAACCAAAAAAUGUUAUGCUUGUACAUGGAGAAUUUGCUAAAAUGGAAUUUUUAAAAGAAAAAAUAAAACAAGAAUUUGGAACAAAUUGUUAUAACCCUGCAAAUGGAGAAACAUGUGUUAUUACAACCAUUGCUAAAGUGCCAGUAGACGCUUCCUUAGCGUUAUUAAAGUCUGAAGCCAAAAGAUAUUCAGCUUUGCCACCAGAUCCUAAGCGACGAAGAUUACUCCACAGCGUUUUAAUGCUACGAGAAGAUGGAGUAUGUCUUGUAGACGCAGAUGAAGUAACAAAAGCUGCAGGUAUAACCAAACAUAUAGUACGAUUUACGUCCACUGUGCAAGUAAGAGACCCUGGUCCAGCACAUUCAACAACUUUAAAAUUAUUACAACCAUUAAAAGAGAGAUUAUCAGGUUGGACAGUUCAAUUAACAGACGGAUCAAUAUCUGUUGAAUCUGUUUUAGUAAAAGUAGAAGGUGAUGAAGAUGAUCAAAAAAGCGUGUAUGUUUCAUGGACAAAUCAAGAUGAAGAUUUAGGUAGUUAUAUUUUAGGAUUUCUACAAACUAUGCUAAAUUAAGUAAUGAUAAUAAUGAUAAUUAGGUGUAUUAAAUACAAAACAAUUACUUAAUUGACAUGUAAUAGAUUUUAAAAUUUUUUAUAGUGUCAUAAUAAAUAUAGUGUAUUAAAAAAAAAAUGCUAUUACCGCCUUUGAUAAUGUCCUAAGGAGAAUUAAAAAAUGUAUUGAAUAAUUAAACUUAUAGCAAAUAUUUGAUUAAAGAUAUCCUAUACUAAAACUUAGGAUUAUUAUUAUAAAAUGUAAAUAAAUGACAUCAUUCACUAUAAUUACAAAUUAUUAUUGAAAUUUGUAUAUUGUAUAACGUGAAAUAAAACAAUAAGCUUUUUAUUAUCUAUUUUCCUAAAUGUAAAACAUUUAAUGUAUAAGUACUACGUGUUAAAUCUUAUACAAGCUUGUAAAUAAACGAAACAAUGAUAUUUUAAGAAAUAAAUGUUUAAUAUAUCAUAAA